GGGCUCGCGCAGUGACAUCACCGUGCGCGCCUCUGAUGCUGCUCCUGCUGCCAUGACAGGCCGAGGCACCGCCAGCCGCUUCCUCUGCAGCGUCCUGCGGAACGGCCUGGGCCGCUACGUGUGCCAGCUGCAGCGCCUCACCCUCACUUUCAGCAAGGACGCCCAGAGCGCACGCGGGGCCAGAGAAUACAUUGAAGAAAAAGUGGUGGACUUUGCCAGACAGAACCCUGGAAUUGUUGUCUAUGUGACUCCUAAGCAAAGCCGAGUCCCCAAAGUGGUUGCUGAAUACUUGAAUGGAACUGUGAAGGAGGAGGCUUUAACCGGCAAGACAGUGGAUGAGAUUGCACAGAUCAUCCAGAAGCUAGCCAACCAGUCAGGCCUAGAGAUCAUCCGUAUCCGAAAGCCUUUCCAUACUGAUAACCCCAGCAUUCAAGGCCAAUGGCACCCAUUCACAAACAGACCCAGUUUACUCAAUGUGCAGAAUGUUGGUCAGCGGUGUCUCCCUUCUGCAGAAAAAUAAGUCUAUAUUGAUGUAAAGUGUCUGUACAUUGAAUGGUGUGGGGAAUUAUUUGAUCCAGGGCAAGAUAUUAAAUCUUCAUUAAGAUAAAAUAUCUGUUUCUUCUCUGCAAGGAUAAUAUCAGAUUCCCUAGGAACAGAGCUAUCUUGUGUUGUCUGCAAACUAAUACCUGAUGUUGACAUGUGUUGCACCACAGUGUCUUGCUAUUGGGUUGCUAUAUUGAGCGUUACAAACUUGCCUUGAGCAAGGUCUUGAACGGGAUUGGUCUGGUUCCUUCUCCAAGAAGGAAAAGAUAUAAAUUAAUUAGAACUAGAGAGGUUGUGAUCAACUAUGUUGCUACAUUUCUCAAUUAUAUAUUGUGAUUAUAGUAAUUGUUGAUAUUACUAGAUUUGGAAAUAAAGGAAAUGGAAUCACUGCAAA
Messenger RNA from Anolis carolinensis (green anole), 937 nucleotides. It is a transcript of the gene mrpl43, whose product is annotated as mitochondrial ribosomal protein L43. The record is from RefSeq and is a predicted model, not a curated record. Bases 53 to 520 code for a protein of 155 amino acids. NCBI's taxonomy places the organism in Eukaryota, Metazoa, Chordata, Lepidosauria, Squamata, Anolidae. Gene Ontology annotation, cellular component: mitochondrial large ribosomal subunit. The transcript is spliced from 3 exons. Gene Ontology annotation, molecular function: structural constituent of ribosome. Gene Ontology annotation, biological process: mitochondrial translation.